Laccaria bicolor S238N-H82 is the source of this 1863-nucleotide messenger RNA. RefSeq lists its product as uncharacterized. The coding region runs from base 1 to 1863 and encodes 620 amino acids. Gene Ontology annotation, cellular component: nucleolus. The transcript is spliced from 9 exons. Gene Ontology annotation, molecular function: nucleic acid binding; ATP binding. The record is from RefSeq and is a predicted model, not a curated record. NCBI's taxonomy places the organism in Eukaryota, Fungi, Basidiomycota, Agaricomycetes, Agaricales, Hydnangiaceae.
AUGGCCUCCCCCCAUCUCGUUGACCUCAAAACCUCUUUCUCAUCUUUCUCUCACCUUCUCGAUGCUCGCCUUCUCCGUGCCCUGGCAGACAUGGGCUUUGCCCGACCAACCCUCGUACAAGCGAAAGCCAUUCCAUUGGCCCUCGAAGGACGCGACAUCCUCGCUAGGGCGCGGACUGGAAGUGGGAAAACGGCGGCAUAUUGUGUACCGAUGGUGCAGAAAAUAUUAAGCGCGAAAAGUGGGUUGGAUGAGGAGGACCAGAGAAGACGGGCAACAAGAGCAUUGAUACUCGUCCCAACAAGAGAGCUCUCGGAACAAGUUUCCACGUACAUGCGAGGGUUAUUAGCAUAUUGCGACAAGGAUAUCAUAUAUUCGAAUUUAGCGACGGGAACAACAACACACCUUCAACGAACUCUCCUUUCGGAUCAACCUGACAUCGUCAUCGCGACCCCCUCGCGUGCCCUUGCAUUGCUUCAGUCAAAAGUACUAUCACUCUCUUCGCUUGACUCUCUUGUCAUAGACGAAGCGGACUUGAUUCUCUCUUAUGGCCACGAUGACGACAUUCGCUCAAUAUUCAGCAGUGGUUUUCUUCCAAAGGUGUACCAGUCUUUCUUGAUGAGCGCGACAAUGACGGAAGACGUGGAAAUACUGAAAGGUCUUGCGCUUCGUAACCCAGCAAUUCUGAAGUUGGAAGAAGAUGAGGACGAGGCAGCAAACCUUAGUCAAUAUGCAGUCAGGUGCUCAGAAGUGGACAAGUUCCUCCUCACCUACGUUAUCUUGAAAGUCAAGCUCAUUAAAGGAAAAUGUAUCUUGUUUGUGAACGACGUUGACCGUUCAUAUCGUCUCAAACUAUUUCUCGAACAAUUCUCAAUAAAAAGUUGUGUUCUCAAUUCAGAGCUUCCACUGAAUUCAAGAUACCACGUCGUCCAGGAGUUCAACAAGGGAGUUUAUGACUAUAUCAUUGCCACGGACGAAGCUGGCGCACGAGCGGAAUAUGACACUGACGAAGAAGUAGAGCAAGCCUCACAACAAUCACUAGACACGGAACAACCAUCGGCGACUACUGACAAGGGGAAGCGGAAACGUUCGAAUAGUUCCCCUGCACCCUCCGCGAGAAAAACACGGAAACGGAAACAUCGCAAAGCGGGAGGCGACAAAGAGUACGGCGUAACACGUGGCGUCGACUUUGUGGACGUUGCCUGCGUGCUGAACUUUGACCUUCCCACCUCCUCAAGAUCCUACACUCAUAGGGUAGGGCGGACCGCACGAGCUGGACGGACUGGCAUGUCUCUGUCAUUCGUCGUACCACGAGAUAAAUGGGGGAAAAAUAAAGUUGUCGGCUGCUUACCAAGUGCAGAGCAAGACGAGAUGGUGUUCAGUAAAAUUGAGAAGGAGCAAGGGGCACGGGGGAGUAAGAUUAAAGAAUAUCAAUUCGACAUGAAGCAGGUGGAGGCUUUUAGAUAUCGGAUGGAAGACGCUUUAAGAAGCGUGACAAGAACUGCCAUCAAGGAGGCAAGAGUGAAAGAGCUGAAAACGGAGAUUCUAAAUUCGGAGAAGCUUAAGGCUCACUUUGAAGACAAUCCCCUUGACUUGGAAUACCUUAGACACGACAAACCUCUUCAUCCGACGCGUAUCCAACCCCACAUGAAGCAUGUCCCAAAGUAUCUUUUGCCCAGGAUUGCGCCUGUGCCUGGCAGUGAGGCGGAACCUUCUGCAUCGUCAAAGCCGAAGGCAUUUGUUCCUUUUAAGAAAAACUCUGCGCGCGGUUCGGGAAGGGGUCGGGGUCGGGGGCGUGGUGCAGGAGCUGGCAGUGGGCGCGGUGGAAAGAAACGAUCGAAUCCCCUCCAGAAGUUUGGUCACUAA